AUGGCCGCCAUCACCUCUGGAGGUGCUCAACCGCACCCCCCUCUUGUUCAGCCCAUCAUCUUCUGCGGUCCAGGCAGCAAUCUCUACCCAUUGUGCACCUCGACCGUCACCGCAGAUGUCGCCCAGAAUGUCCACCAGGCUGAUCAGGUCGAUUUGCCCAAGGCCAUGCUUCCCAUUCUUAAUCGCCCCAUGAUUUCAUUCGCUCUGCAGCAACUGCUCUCGGCUGGUCUCCGUCAUGCGAUCGUUUUUGCACCCUCAGAACAUCAUUCUAUCAUUGCCGCCGCCCUGAAAACUUUGAUCCUCAUACCGCCUACUCUCGUUCAAUCCGGAAAGAAGCACGCCUCUUCUGCAGCAGCUGCCGCUGCUGCUGCUGCCGUUGAGGAAGCUUCCAAGUACCCUAACGUCUCAGUCUCGGUCGGUCUCAACAGCACAGCCUCCACCGCACCUGCUGGUGGCAGUUCUUAUCUCUCGACCAAUUCCUUCGCCGUCUCGUCAGUACAAAGCGAGACCGUUAUGCGCGUGGAUCUCUUGCCGAUUGGCCCGGAUGAUAUCAACAGUUCCAGGGCAGACUCUCGCAUCUCGAGUCCAGCAAGCAAGUACAAGAAGCUUGGAACCGCAGGUCUCAUCUCCUGGCUCCAUUCCAUCGGCAGACUUGACAAGGAUCCUCUCGUGCUUCCCGUCGACCUCAUCACACAGUCUGUUUCUCUCACCGACAUCAUCAACAGUCACGCUUCAAGCGUACCACAAUCUCCUGCAUUGACUUGCCUCGUCUAUGAAAGAGGCGCAGGCGAAGGCACUGGAAAAGAGCGCGAAAAGGAUGGUCCGCCCAAACUCUUCAGUGCUUACGAGCGUGCUCCAUCGCACACCAGCAGCUCCUCAUCUCCCGAAGGUCCCGAACAUUGCACAACACACCAGCUUCUUCUCCUCCAGGAUUCGGAUGAUAUCUCCGACAUCGAUUCGUCCGACCUGCAUCUCCGCAUGUCGCUUCUGUGGUCGCAUCCUCACGUGCGCAUUUCCACCUCGCUCCUCGACUCUCACGUCUACCUCUUCAAUCUUCAGCAGCUUCUCAGCCUCUUGAGAUCAGACGCCGGUCAGAAGAUGAAGAGUCUCCGCGAAGAAGUCGUUCCUUUCAUGGUCAAAUGCAGCUGGAUGGUCGGCCUCCGCGAGAAGGCCGGAUGGAGCACCCAGGCUCCCACCGCUUUGACAGCCCAAGAGCAGCUUUCCUCGUGGAACUUGCAAUCGAGCAAGGAGAAUGCCGUCAACCCGCUCAAGUCCAGCACCUUUGUCGACUCUGAGCUCCUUCAGGCCGGCUCGUCCUUCCGGCCUGUUCUCGACGAUGUCGCAAAUCGCGCUUCGCCCCUCUUCACCCCGGAUCGUUCUCAGCUCGCCUCACCCUCAGGUAAACCAGAAGAUGACAAGCAAUCCGCAAGCCUGCAAAAACAAGCUCGCGCGUCAGCAAAGAGAGCUGCUGCUGAAGCCAGGGUGCACGCCCUUGUUUUCCGUCUGUCAGCGGACCGAAAGCAUCCCAUCGACCCUUCCACCUCCGUCGAAGAGAUCAGAGAGCGAGAGGAAGAUGCAAAACGUGAGCCCUUCAUCGCCCGAGCGAACACCGUUCCUACUUAUUUGGAAUGCAACCGUUACUUGCUCCGCUGUCUAGCAGGUGUACCCGCAGGGCAAGCGAGUAAUUUGGCGCUCUCGCAUCCUCUACCGAGUCAGUCGUUGCCAGCUCCCGCCACCUCAACAGUAACGGCACUCGCAACAGCCGAGUCUGUCUCCGCACAGUCUACACAGGAUGCACCCAAGGGCUCCACCUCUGCGCUGUGGAUCGAUCCCAAGGCGCAGAUCUCUUCUGACUCCCUUGUGGAGAGUUUCACGCGCGUCGGCGAACGCACCACCAUCAAACGCAGCGUUGUCGGCCGCGGAUGUAACAUCGGCAAGAACGUCAAGCUCACGGGCGCCAUCGUCAUGGACGGUGUGAGGAUCGGCGACAAUGCCAAGCUCGAGAACUGUAUUCUGGCCGCUGGCUCGAUCGUCGAGGACAAGUGCAACCUCAAAGAUUGUGAUGUGGCUGCUUCAGUCAAGGUUCCUGCCGGCUCCAACACCAAGGGCGAGAAGUUCGAUGAGUGA
Messenger RNA from Sporisorium graminicola, 2127 nucleotides. RefSeq lists its product as uncharacterized. Gene Ontology annotation, cellular component: guanyl-nucleotide exchange factor complex; eukaryotic translation initiation factor 2B complex. Lineage: Eukaryota; Fungi; Basidiomycota; Ustilaginomycetes; Ustilaginales; Ustilaginaceae. The record is from RefSeq and is a predicted model, not a curated record. The transcript has 4 exons. Gene Ontology annotation, molecular function: translation initiation factor activity; guanyl-nucleotide exchange factor activity. Bases 1 to 2127 code for a protein of 708 amino acids. Gene Ontology annotation, biological process: cytoplasmic translational initiation.